Molecule: messenger RNA, 873 nt
Organism: Talaromyces stipitatus ATCC 10500
Lineage: Eukaryota; Fungi; Ascomycota; Eurotiomycetes; Eurotiales; Trichocomaceae
Exons: 2
Coding region: 1-873 (290 amino acids)
Source: RefSeq, a predicted model, not a curated record
AUGUCGAUUGGAAUACGUGUAGGCGGAUUUGAUCCGUUUGGAAGUUUGGACUAUGUUCCACCUGGCCAAGAUUCCCAUCAAGAUGGCACCGCUUUCUAUUCUUUUUCAAAGGAGAGGAACCACAUCUCCAAGCCUCUAGGAGAGCCUAAUUGCGAAUCGGUGCCUAAUCCUAUGUCCUCAUCUUUCUCCGCUUCACCGAUAUCGACUCCGAUAGCUACUCCUUUACGGUUCAAUUCGGUCUCAGGCGAUUAUCUUUACAAGCCUGAAUCAGAUUUACCUUCACGAAUUGGUAGUUAUUAUCAAAACAGUACAAGGAAAUCCAGAUUUGGGUGGGAGCGCUCUGAGGCUGGCGGAAAGACAGACCAAUUCAUCCCUGCCACUGUGGUUUUGGAUGUGAAGACUGGCCCGAAAUACACUUUUUCGACAGGGACAGAGAUUAAAAUAAAUCAAUCAUUUUUGGGAACACUUGAGAACAGCAUUGUGACUCUGAAACCGGGAGAUAUAUCCUUUGAGUACGAGGGUGAACGUUUCCAUGGCAUGCUAUCCCAAAUACCAUCUGGCCAGUAUAUCAUUGGUGGCCCCGGUGUCGAUAUUUCUACCCUGAGCCAUGGAUGGAUAGACGUUGUCGACGGUCCUGACGGGAAGCACUUCCUCGCAGACUGGAAAGUCAAAGAAGUCAAAGAUGGCAUGAAUGUCCAAGAACAAUUGAGACUUGGUAUUGGAGGUGAUAUAAUGCCUUCUUUGAAUGGAAAGUUCAUUUCUGGUACGGUACAGAUCAAUAAAAAUGGCUUGCACAGAGGACUACAAGUCAAAGUUGGCAAAACAACUUGGGGAGAAUACAUUGGCCAGAUUGGUGCUACUUUUGGAUGGUAA